UGCCUGUUAUAGGUCGUCAUCGCUCGUGUGACAGUUCAUCCUAGAGCGGGGGUCGACCGAUCACCCGCUCAAGAUUUUAAAAAUUUUGCGAUAUUGAUUAACGUAAAAUGGGUGACUCCUUGGACGGCUCUGGGGAACCGUCCCCGGAGUCUCAAAUUGUCAUGGUUGUAUCAUAUUCGGUGUUUACUAAUUAUUUAAAAAAGGUCGUAACGGUCCUUGUGCCCGACGAAGAUCUGGUACCACCCUCGUUCAAUACCGCACUCGACGAUAAAAACAAUCAGGAGUCUAUAAGAAAAUUCAUAACCGACUCGCAGGUGUGGGCGCUUUACAUACAAAGAAGUUCGAGCAAAGAGGAAGACAACAAUGAAGCAGAUGAAGAGAAAGAGAAUGUUGUCUUUUAUAUAUCAAAUGAGAUACAUUUUACUAGUCCUAAAAUGGCCUCCUUAGUUUUGACCAAACGUGGAGCUGUGAUUGAAGCUGAUAAAAACAUUCAUUCACAAGUACGUUUAGUUACCUUUUCUGAUGGACCACCAUAUGAGAUGUUGCAUGCAAUAAGUAAAACUAUGGCCCCAUAUUUUAAAAGUUACGUAAAAGAAACAGGCCGUGCAGACAGAGAAGGUGAUAAAAUGGCACCAUCUGUAGAAAAGAAGAUAGCAGAACUUGAAAUGGGUUUAUUGCAUUUACAACAAAACAUUGAUAUACCUGAGAUAUCCUUACAAAUUCAUCCGCUCGUGGCACAAGUAAUUAAACAGUGUGGAGAAGAAAAUCGUAAACCCAAAGUCGCGGAUUUUGGUGAUAAGGUCGAGGAUUCAACAUUCCUGAAUCAAUUGCAGAAUGGCGUUAACAGAUGGAUUAAAGAAAUUCAGAAGGUCACUAAAUUGAAUCGUGACCCGGAAUCAGGUACUGCUUUGCAAGAGAUUUCAUUCUGGUUAAAUUUGGAGAGAGCACUGCAUAGAAUACAAGAAAAACGGGAAAGUAUAGAAAUAACACUGACACUUGACAUACUUAAGCAUGGGAAAAGAUUCCAUGCGACAGUUAGUUUUGAUAUAGAUACUGGCCUACAACAGGCUUUGGCUACCGUCAAUGAUUACAAUCCGUUGAUGAAAGACUUUCCAAUCAAUGAUUUAUUGUCGGCUACAGAACUCGAGAGAAUAAGAACUAGUGUACAGCAAAUAUUCAUGCACUUGAGAAAGAUCAGGAACACGAAGUAUCCAGUCCAAAGGGCGCUGAGAUUGAUAGAAGCAAUCUCCAGAGAUCUGGGUCAGCAACUUCUUAAAGUGUUAGGUACGAGGAGAUUAAUGCACAUUCCGUUUGAUGAAUUUGAGAAAGUUAUGGAACAAUGUUUUGAUGUGUUUAACACAUGGGAUGAUGAAUAUGAAAAAUUAACUGGUCUACUGAGAGAUAUCGUGAAGAAAAAGCGCGAGGAACACAUGAAAAUGGUAUGGAGAGUUUCGUUAGCGCAUAAAAAAUUACAGACUAGGAUGGAACAAAUGCGAAACUUCCGUCGACAACAUGAACAACUUCGAACAGUGAUCGUUCGCGUACUCAGACCUACUGUACGUCAAAAUAAUAGCAACCCUGCAAUAGAAACACCAGAUAACGAUAACGUAAAGAUAGAGUUCGCUUUGGAUGCUGCGGAUGCAAACGCCAUUAGCGAAGUGAAUUUAGCAUACGAAAACGUAAAGGAAAUUGAUUGCCUAGAUAUCACGAAGGAAGGCGUUGAAUCUUGGAAAGCUGCUGUUUGCAGAUACGAAGAUCGUAUCGAGCAAGUCGAAGCGAGAAUUACAGCACAUCUCCGAGAUCAGUUGGGUACCGCGAAAAACGCAAAUGAGAUGUUCAGAAUUUUCUCGCGCUUUAAUGCUCUUUUCGUAAGGCCGCACAUUCGAGGUGCUAUCAGAGAAUACCAGACGCAGUUGAUACAACGAGUAAAGGAUGAUAUCGAAGCAUUACAUGAAAAGUUUAAGGUUCAGUAUGCGCAAAGCAAAUGUUGUAAGAUGAGUACAGUAAGAGAUUUACCACCUGUUGCUGGCUCUAUUAUCUGGGUUAAACAAAUAGAUUACCAACUUACGAUGUAUUUAAAACGAGUUGAGGAUGUAUUAGGUAAAGGAUGGGAAAGUCAUAUUGAGGGUCAAAAAUUGAAAGCCGACGGGGAUAGUUUCCGCAUGAAAUUGUCAACUCAGGAAAUUUUUGAUGAUUGGGCACGUAAAGUGCAACAGAGAAAUCUCGGUGUUACCGGAAGGAUUUUCACUAUAGAAAACGUACGAUCGCGAACGGGUCGUGGUAACAUAUUGAAACUAAAAGUGAAUUUCCUUCCUGAAAUUAUUACGUUAUCGAAGGAAGUGAGGAAUUUGAGAAAUCUCGGUUUCCGCGUACCCUUACCGAUUAUGAACAGAGCGCACCAGGCCAAUCAGUUAUACCCCUUCGCCAUCAGCUUGAUCGAAAGUAUCAGGACUUACGAAAGAACGCUCGAAAAGCUUACCAAUCGGAGUCCCCACUGCCCUACGCUGAAGAUCGAAGAUAAAGCCAGUAUUAUACCUUUAGUUGCCGGAAUGCGAAACGAUGUAUUGUCGCUUAUUUCCGAAGGAAUCUCUCUGAUUUGGGAAAGUUACAAACUGGAUCAAUAUGUGCAACGUCUUUCCGAUGCUGUUGUCUCGUUCCAAGAGAAGGUAGAAGAUCUCGUCGUAGUCGAAGAACAACUAGACGUUGAUGUUCGCUCUAUCGAAACAUGCCCUUACUCGGCAAACACAUUCGCCGAAAUACUUUCAAAAAUUCAAAAAGCCGUGGACGAGUUAUCUUUGAAUAAUUAUUCGAAUUUGAACAUCUGGGUGUCCAGGCUGGACGAGGAAGUAGAAAAGAAUUUAGCAGCCAGAUUGGAAGCGGGAAUCAAAGCGUGGACCGAUGCACUUACCGGUCAAAAGAAAGAAGUUGAUCUGAGUAUGGAUACGGAUGCGCCGUCUCACCCUACUCACAAACCAGGAGGUGAUCCGAACAUUCAAAACCAGAUACACGAAGUUCGAAUAACAAAUCAGACGAUGUAUUUGUAUCCGAGCAUUGAAGAUGCAAGAUUUCAAAUAAUGCAACAAUUAUUCGCCUGGCAAGCCAUUGUUACUUCGCAAGUUCGACUUCAGAGCUCGAGGUAUCAAGUGGGCUUGGACAAGCCCGAAUCUGGUACUUACAGAAAUUUACUUACGAAGUUGCCCAACGGAAAGCAACCUUUAGAAGCAGCUUACGAAGCAGUUGAGUCCAAAAUGAAGGAUAUCGCCGAUUAUGUGGAUCAGUGGUUGCGUUAUCAAGCUCUCUGGGAUCUCCAACCGGACAAUCUGUACGGAAAAUUGGGAGAUAAUAUAAACUUAUGGAUGAAGUGUUUGAACGAUAUCAAGAAGACUAGAGCUACAUUCGAUACAUCGGAUACCAGACGCGAAUUCGGCCCCGUUAUCAUCGAUUUCGCGAAAGUACAGAGUAAAGUGUCUUUGAAGUACGAUUCAUGGCACAAGGAAACGCUUGGCAAAUUCGGAACUCUUCUCGGUAACGAAAUGGUUAGUUUUCACGCGCAGGUAUCGAAGUCCAGGAGUGAUUUAGAACAACAGUCGAUCGAAGCUGCCAGUACUUCGGAUGCGGUUGGAUUCAUUACUUACGUUCAAUCUUUGAAACGUAAAAUGAAAGCUUGGGAAAAACAAGUUGACAUAUAUCGCGAGGGUCAAAGAAUAUUAGAACGUCAGAGGUUCCAGUUCCCUUCGUCGUGGUUGCACGUAGAUAACAUAGAAGGAGAAUGGAGUGCGUUCAACGAGAUAAUCAAGAGGAAGGAUACUAGUAUACAGACACAAGUCGCGUCGUUGCAAAUGAAGAUUGUAGCGGAGGAUAAAGCGGUUGAAAUAAGGACUACUGAUUUCCUAAGCGAUUGGGAAAAGGGUAAACCGGUCGAGGGUCACUUGCGACCGGAUGAUGCGUUACAACAACUACAGCUAUUCGAGAGCAAGUUCGCCAGAUUGAAAGAAGAAAGAGAUAAUGUGGCGAAGGCUAAAGAAGCUUUGGAACUGCAAGAACCGGGAGUAGUAUCCACUACCGAAGACAGAAUGCAAGUAGUAUUCGAAGAACUUCAAGACUUGAGAGGAGUUUGGUCGGAAUUGUCGAAAAUAUGGGCACAGAUCGACGAUACGCGAGAGAAGCCAUGGCUGUCCGUUCAACCAAGGAAAUUGCGUCAACAAUUGGACGCUAUGAUGGCGCAACUUAAGGAAUUACCAGCUAGGUUGAGACAAUAUUCUUCAUACGAAUACGUUAAAAAAAUGCUACAAAAUUACACCAAAGUUAAUAUGCUGAUCGUCGAAUUAAAGUCGGACGCUUUGAAAGAGAGACACUGGAAACAAUUAACGAAACAGUUGCGAGUAAAUUGGGUACUAAGUGAGCUCACCCUUGGUCAAGUUUGGGACGUGAAUCUGCAGAAGAAUGAGAGUAUUGUCAAAGACAUUAUUCUUGUUGCUCAAGGUGAAAUGGCAUUGGAAGAAUUCUUGAAACAAGUACGAGAAUCUUGGCAAACUUAUGAAUUGGAUCUAAUAAAUUACCAAAGCAAAUGUCGAUUAAUACGCGGUUGGGAUGAUCUGUUUAAUAAAGUGAAGGAACAUAUCAAUUCCGUAGCUGCGAUGAAACUUUCGCCUUAUUAUAAGGUGUUCGAGGAAGAGGCGUUGACUUGGGAAGAGAAGUUAAAUAGAAUUAACGCCUUAUUUGACGUGUGGAUAGAUGUUCAACGACGUUGGGUUUAUUUGGAAGGCAUCUUCUCGGGAAGCGCUGAUAUUAAAACUCUGCUACCCGUUGAAACGUCUCGCUUCCAGAGUAUCAGUUCCGAGUUUCUUGGACUUAUGAAGAAAGUAUCAAAAUCUCCAAUGGUGAUGGACGUCCUGAACAUUCCAGGUGUACAGAGAGCACUCGAACGUUUGGCUGAUCUACUGGGAAAAAUACAAAAAGCUCUAGGAGAGUAUCUCGAAAGAGAGCGCACAUCGUUUCCGCGAUUUUACUUCGUGGGUGACGAGGAUCUGUUGGAAAUCAUCGGUAACAGUAAAAACAUCGCAAGAUUGCAGAAACAUUUUAAGAAAAUGUUUGCCGGCAUAGCUGCUAUUCUUUUGAAUGAAGAUAACACCGUCAUUACCGGGAUCGCAUCACGCGAAGGAGAAGAAGUACUUUUUCAAAAUCCAGUAUCCACUGUUGACCACCCAAAAAUUAACGAAUGGUUAACUCUCGUAGAAAAAGAGAUGAGAGUCACGUUGGCGUCAAGCCUCGCAAGAGCAGUGCAAGAUAUCAAACAGUUCAAAGAUGGCAAUAUUAAUGCUCAAGCUUUCAUGAAAUGGUGUGAUAACUAUCAGGCUCAAAUCAUAGUCUUGGCAGCUCAGAUUUUAUGGUCGGAAGAUGUGGAAGCUGCUCUUCAUGAAGUGCAAAACGAUCCAGGCAAAAACUCCUUGGAGAGAGUGUUGCUUCAAGUUGAGGGUACGCUGAACAUUUUAGCGGAUUCUGUCCUUCAAGAACAACCUGCGUUGAGACGAAAGAAAUUAGAGCAUUUGAUCAACGAAUUUGUACACAAACGCACAGUGACACGAAGAUUAAUAGCGAACAAAGUUUCGAACCCGAAAGCGUUCGAAUGGCUGUGCGAAAUGAGAUUCUAUUUCGAUCCAAGACAAACCGAGGUUUUGCAACAACUUACGAUUCAUAUGGCAAACGCGAAAUUCUUCUAUGGAUUCGAAUACUUAGGAGUACAAGAUAGAUUGGUACAAACACCGUUGACCGAUAGAUGUUACUUGACUAUGACUCAGGCUUUGGAAGCUCGUCUUGGAGGUUCUCCAUUCGGACCGGCUGGAACAGGAAAAACCGAAUCGGUUAAAGCGCUUGGCCACCAACUUGGAAGAUUUGUAUUAGUAUUUAAUUGUGAUGAAACAUUCGACUUCCAAGCAAUGGGUCGUAUUUUCGUUGGUCUUUGCCAAGUCGGAGCCUGGGGCUGCUUCGAUGAAUUCAAUCGCCUCGAAGAACGUAUGCUUUCAGCGGUUUCUCAACAAGUGCAAACCAUUCAAGAGGCACUGAAGAGUCAAAUGGAAGGAAAGAAAGAAGGGAUGCUUUGCGUAGAGUUAGUGGGAAAACAAGUUAAAGUAUCCACGGAUAUGGCGAUCUUUAUUACAAUGAAUCCAGGCUAUGCUGGACGAUCGAAUCUACCUGAUAAUUUGAAGAAACUCUUCAGAUCACUAGCCAUGACCACCCCCGACAGACAAUUAAUCGCUGAAGUAAUGCUUUUCAGUCAAGGUUUCAGAUCAGCUGAAAAAUUAGCCUGCAAGAUCGUACCGUUCUUCAAAUUGUGCGAUGAACAACUUUCCAAUCAAUCUCAUUAUGAUUUUGGUCUGCGUGCGCUCAAGUCUGUACUUAUUUCCGCUGGAAAUGUUAAACGUGAUCGAAUUCAAAAAAUUAAGGAAGGUAUGCAGACUCGCGGCGAAACUAAUAUCGACGAAGCUUCGAUUGCUGAAAAUUUACCGGAACAAGAAAUCCUCAUUCAAUCUGUUUGCGAGACAAUGGUACCAAAAUUAGUCGCCGAGGAUAUUCCAUUACUGUUCAGUUUACUCAAUGAUGUGUUCCCGAAUGUAAAUUACACACGUGCUGAAAUGAAAGGACUGAAAGAUCAGAUUAGGAAGGUAUGCAUGGAGGAGUAUUUUGUUUGCGGCGAGGGUGACGAACAAGGAGGAGCUUGGCAGGAGAAGGAAAUGGUCGGUGAGACCUGGGUAGAAAAGGUGCUGCAACUUUACCAAAUUUGCAAUCUGAACCAUGGAUUGAUGAUGGUCGGCCCGAGCGGUUCUGGAAAAACGACAGCGUGGAAAGUAUUAUUGAAAGCUCUAGAGAGAUUCGAAGGUAUAGAAGGAGUUGCCCAUGUGAUCGACCCUAAAGCUAUCAGCAAAGAAACAUUAUACGGUGUGUUGGAUCCGAAUACACGCGAAUGGACGGACGGGCUUUUUACGCAUAUCCUCAGAAAGAUCAUUGAUAACGUGAGAGGAGAAAUUAACAAACGACAGUGGAUUAUAUUCGACGGCGAUGUCGAUCCGGAGUGGGUAGAGAAUUUAAAUUCCGUAUUGGACGAUAAUAAAUUGCUUACGUUACCAAAUGGUGAACGUUUGAGUUUACCACCGAAUGUGAGAGUUAUGUUCGAGGUCCAAGAUCUGAAAUACGCCACGUUGGCUACCGUUUCCCGUUGCGGUAUGGUUUGGUUCUCCGAGGAUGUGCUUUCAACGGAGAUGAUAUUCGAGAAUUACAUGCUACGUUUGAAAAACAUUCCACUCGAAGAUGGUGAAGAAGAUAAUCUCGGCAAGAAGGCAACGGAGAAAGACGAAACUAUGUCUCCCGCGUUAUCUGUGCAGAGAGAAGUUGCUAGCAUUUUGCAAAGCUACUUUGCUCCUGACGGAUUGGUAGUGAGAUGUCUAGAAUACGCGAUGAAACAAGAACACAUAAUGGACUUUACGCGUCUUCGAGCGUUAAGUUCGUUGUUUUCUAUGUUGAAUCAAGCUGUACGCAACGUUUUGCAGUAUAACCAUACACAUACCGAUUUCCCGUUACCGAACGAACAACUGGAACGAUACAUCCCGAAAUGUUUAGUAUACGCAUUGCUAUGGAGUUUUGCUGGUGAUGCUAAGUUGAAAGUUAGAUCAGACUUGGGCGAUUUCGUUCGGUCAAUCACUACCGUACCUUUGCCAACGCAAAGUAACAUUCCUAUCAUCGAUUUCGAAGUUAGUAUCCAUGGUGAGUGGUUACCUUGGAGCAAUAAAGUUCCACAAAUCGAAGUAGAAACGCACAAAGUCGCUAGCCCAGAUAUCGUUGUACCUACCUUGGACACCGUGAGGCAUGAGAGUUUACUAUACACGUGGUUGGCUGAGCAUAAACCAAUAGUGCUUUGCGGGCCGCCGGGUUCGGGUAAAACCAUGACCCUGUUCUCCGCUUUGCGAGCUCUACCUGAUAUGGAAGUCGUUGGUCUCAACUUCUCGUCCGCCACAACGCCCGAAUUGCUGUUAAAAACUUUCGAUCACUACUGCGAGUAUCGUAAAACACCAAAUGGUGUUGUGCUUUCACCAGUACAGCUGGGCAAAUGGCUGGUCCUAUUUUGCGAUGAAAUUAAUUUACCUGAUAUGGAUAACUAUGGAACACAACGCGUGAUCUCGUUCCUAAGACAAUUGGUAGAACAUAGAGGUUUCUACCGAACUAGCGAUCAAGCAUGGGUCAGUUUAGAGAGAAUACAGUUCGUCGGUGCUUGUAAUCCUCCUACAGAUCCAGGUAGAAAGCCUCUCAGUCAUAGAUUUUUACGCCACGUUCCGGUUAUAUAUGUCGACUAUCCGGGAGAAACAUCGUUGAAGCAAAUUUAUGGCACAUUUACGCGCGCUAUGCUUCGGUUGACACCUUCUUUGAGAGGAUAUGCGGAGCCUUUAACAAACGCGAUGGUAGAGUUCUAUCUAGCUUCGCAGGAAAGAUUUACACAAGACAUGCAACCGCAUUAUGUUUACUCUCCGCGUGAGAUGACGCGUUGGGUGCGUGGCAUCUGUGAAGCUAUUAGACCUCUCGACAGUUUGUCGGUCGAAGGUUUGGUACGAUUGUGGGCGCACGAGGCUCUUCGUCUCUUCCAGGACAGACUGGUGGAAGAUUCCGAGAGAGCUUGGACCAACAAAAAUAUAGAUACAGUCGCAAUGAAACACUUUAUGGGCGUGGAUAAGGAAAAAUCGUUAGCCAGACCCAUUUUGUACAGCAACUGGUUAUCCAAAGAUUACGUGCCGGUUAACAGGCAAGAAUUACGAGAUUAUGUCAGGGCGAGAUUGAAAGUAUUUUACGAAGAAGAAUUGGACGUUCCUUUGGUACUUUUCGACGAGGUUCUGGAACACGUGUUACGAAUCGACAGAAUUUUCCGUCAGCCUCAGGGACACUUACUACUAAUUGGUGUUUCUGGUGCUGGCAAGACAACUCUGUCUAGAUUCGUUGCUUGGAUGAAUGGCUUGUCCAUUUUCCAAAUAAAGGUUCAUAACAAAUACACGGGUGAAGAUUUUGAUGAGGAUCUACGUCAAGUUUUAAGAAGAUCCGGUUGUAAAGACGAGAAGAUAGCAUUCAUUCUCGAUGAGUCUAAUGUCCUAGAUUCCGGUUUCCUGGAACGCAUGAACACUCUGCUUGCGAAUGGAGAAGUACCCGGCUUGUUUGAGGGUGACGAGUACACAACGCUCAUGACGCAAUGCAAAGAAGGAGCACAGCGCGAGGGUCUUAUGUUAGAUUCGAAUGAGGAAUUGUACAAAUGGUUUACUGGUCAAGUCAUGAAGAAUUUACACGUGGUAUUCACGAUGAACCCCAGCACGGAUGGUCUUAAGGAUCGUGCUGCAACCUCACCAGCAUUGUUCAACAGAUGCGUAUUAAAUUGGUUCGGCGAUUGGUCGGACAACGCUCUCUUCCAGGUCGGCAAGGAGUUCACCAGUCGCGUGGAUUUGGAAAGACCCACGUGGAGGUGUCCAGACUUCUUCCCCUCGGUUUGUUCCCUGAUUCCAGCGCAACCUUCUCACAGAGAUGCCGUAAUAAACGCUUGCGUUUACGUACACCAAACAUUGCAUAAAGCUAACGCCAGGCUCGCUAAACGUGGCGGUCGAACAAUGGCCAUCACUCCUCGUCAUUAUUUGGAUUUCAUCAAUCAUUUUGUGAAAUUGUAUCAAGAAAAAAGGAGCGAUUUAGAGGAACAACAGUUACAUUUGAAUGUCGGUUUAAGUAAAAUCGCGGAGACUGUUGAACAGGUGGAAGAGAUGCAAAAGAGUUUAGCUAUAAAGUCUCAGGAACUACACGCAAAGAACGAAGCCGCGAAUGCAAAAUUGCGGCAAAUGGUUAAGGAUCAACAGGAAGCAGAGAAGAAGAAGGUGCAAAGUCAAGAAAUUCAACAACAAUUGGCUAUACAAACCGUAGCUAUUAAUCAAAAGAGAGACGAUGUCAUGGCUGAUUUAGCACAAGUCGAACCGGCCGUCAUCGACGCACAAAACGCGGUGAAAUCGAUAAAGAAACAACAUUUAGUCGAAGUUCGUUCCAUGGCGAAUCCGCCGGCGAUCGUGAAGGUCGCAUUGGAGUCUAUCUGCUUGUUGCUCGGUGAAAAUGCCAGCGAUUGGAAAUCUAUCCGCGCUGUCAUCAUGAGAGACAAUUUCAUCAAUACUAUCGUCUCUAAUUUCAGUACUGAGGAUAUAACUGAUGAAGUCAGGGAAAAAAUGAAGCAAAAAUACUUGAGCAAUCCUGAAUAUAACUUUGAGAAAGUUAAUCGCGCUAGCAUGGCAUGUGGGCCUCUCGUUAAAUGGGCUACCGCACAGAUUGAAUACGCGGACAUGUUGAAGCGUGUAGAGCCUUUGAGAGACGAACUUCAUUCGUUGGAGCGACAGGCGGAAACGAAUAAACACAAAGGCGAGGAAGUGAAGAACUUAAUCGCUCAGUUGGAGCAGAGCAUAGCUUCGUACAAGGAAGAAUACGCUCAGCUCAUUUCUCAGGCACAAGCUAUCAAAGCCGAUCUGGAAAGUGUACAAGCCAAAGUAGAUCGUUCUAUCGCCUUAUUAAAAUCGUUGGUGAUCGAAAGAGAACGAUGGGAAGCGACUAGCGAGACAUUUAAGAGCCAGAUGUCCACGAUUAUCGGUGAUGUACUCCUAUCAUCUGCUUUCCUAGCUUACGCAGGAUACUUCGAUCAGCAUUACCGACAGAACUUGUUCAGUACUUGGUGCCAACAUUUACAACAAGCGAAUCUUCAAUUCAGACCAGAUAUAGCAAGAACAGAAUACCUUUCGAAUCCUGACGAGCGUUUGAGAUGGCAAGCGAAUGCUCUACCAACUGACGAUCUCUGCACUGAGAAUGCCAUCAUGUUGAAGCGAUUCAACAGGUACCCGUUGAUUAUCGAUCCAUCGGGCCAAGCAACAGAGUUUAUAAUGAACGAGUUCAAAGAUCGGAAGAUAACUAAGACGAGCUUUUUGGAUGAUUCGUUCAGAAAGAAUCUAGAAAGCGCUUUGCGAUUUGGUAAUCCAUUAUUGGUGCAGGACGUCGAAAAUUACGAUCCAAUAUUGAAUCCUGUUCUAAACAGAGAAUUGAGAAGAACAGGUGGCCGUGUGUUGAUCACGCUAGGAGAUCAAGAUAUCGAUCUUUCGCCGUCGUUUGUAAUUUUCUUGUCCACGAGGGACCCAACGGUGGAAUUCCCGCCAGACAUUUGUUCUCGUGUUACUUUCGUGAAUUUCACUGUUACCAGGAGUUCAUUACAGAGUCAAUGCUUGAAUCAAGUUCUGAAAGCGGAACGACCGGAUAUUGACGAGAAGAGAUCCGAUUUGUUAAAAUUGCAAGGUGAAUUCCAUCUGCGACUCAGGCAGCUCGAGAAAUCUUUGCUACAGGCGUUGAACGAUGCCAAAGGAAAGAUCCUUGACGACGAUUCUGUGAUAACUACUCUCGAAACUUUGAAACAGGAAGCGGCCGAUAUCAGUAAGAAAGUCGAAGAAACGGAUAAAGUGAUAGCAGAAAUUGAAACUGUCUCUCAACAGUACAUGCCACUCUCCCAGGCAUGUUCGAACAUGUAUUUCACUAUGGACAGCUUAAAUCAAGUUCACUUCUUGUAUCAGUAUUCUCUCAAAAUGUUUUUAGAUGUUUUCACCUCGGUUUUAUGUCAAAACCCAAGGCUUUCCAAUAUUACCGAUCAUACACAAAGACUUUCCGUUAUAACGAGCGAUCUGUUCUCUGCUUGUUACGAACGCGUCGCGCGUGGAAUGUUGCACACGGAUAGAUUGACGUUCGCGUUAUUACUGUGCAGAAUACACUUGAAAGGUAUCACAACGGAAUCGACAUAUGAUAGCGAGUUUACAUUCUUCUUACGAGGAAAAGAAGGUGUAUUGAACAUACGGGGACCGAUCGUGCCCAACUUGAGCUCGGAACAGCAAGAAGCAAUGAUACGAUUAAGCCUUAGACUGCCAGCUUUCAGAAAACUAGCCGAAAAGAUACAAGAAAAUGCAGAAUUCAAUGCGUGGUUACAAUCGCCGACACCCGAGAACUGCGUACCGAAGCUCUGGGACGAAGAGAAACCGCUAACGCCCACUGGAACAGCUAUGCAUCAGUUGUUGAUAAUCCAAGCAUUCCGACCGGAUCGCGUAAUAGCUGCAGCGUCUUUAGUCGUUGCUUCAGCCUUAGGUGAAUCCUUCAUGGCUGCUGCAGAAGCGGAACUCGAUUUCGCUUCUGUAGUUGAAAAUGAAUUGAAAGCUACUGUGCCUGCUUUGUUGUGUUCGGUACCAGGCUUCGAUGCUUCCGGCCGUGUAGACGAUCUGGCAGCCGAAUCUGGUAAACAGAUAGCAAGCAUCGCGAUUGGAUCCGCGGAAGGUUUCAAUCAAGCCGACAGAGCGAUAAACAUGGCCGUUAAAGCCGGCAGAUGGGUAUUACUGAAAAAUGUCCAUUUGGCACCGCAGUGGUUGGUGCAACUCGAAAAGAAAUUACACAGUUUGCAGCCACAUACUAGUUUUAGAUUAUUCCUGACUAUGGAAAUCAAUCCGAAAGUGCCCGUCAAUCUGCUAAGGGCUGGUAGAAUAUUCGUCUUCGAACCGCCUCCAGGUAUCAGAGCAAAUCUGUUGCGAACGUUCAGCACCGUGCCGGCAUCAAGAAUGAUGAAACCACCUAAUGAAAGAGCACGUCUCUACUUCUUGCUGGCGUGGUUCCAUGCUAUCGUUCAAGAACGUCUUCGUUACGCGCCAUUAGGAUGGGCAAAACACUACGAAUUCAAUGAGAGCGACUUAAGAGUGGCUUGUGAUACUUUGGAUACGUGGAUAGAGACGACUGCUAUGGGAAGAACCAACUUGCCACCAGAGAAGGUUCCUUGGGAUGCCCUGGUAACGCUACUCUCUCAGUGCAUAUACGGUGGCAAGAUCGACAAUGAUUUUGACCAACGUCUUCUCGCGUCAUUCCUACGGAAACUUUUCACUCCGCGAUCCUUCGAAGCAGAUUUUGCACUUGUUGCGAACAUCGACGGAUUGCAAGGAAGUCAGCGACACAUCACUAUGCCGGAUGGCACCAGGCGCGAUCACUUCCUUAAAUGGAUCGAAUCGUUAUCCGAUAGGCAGACGCCAUCGUGGCUUGGCCUACCGAAUAAUGCGGAGAAGGUGUUGCUUACUACCAGAGGCACAGAUUUGGUGUCCAAAUUAUUGAAAAUGCAACAGCUGGAAGACGAAGAUGAACUAGCUUACUCUAACGAGGAAUCAUUGGACACCCCCAGAGAAGCAGAGGCUGACGGUCGUCCGUCAUGGAUGAGAACCUUGCACAAUUCGGCGUCUACGUGGUUACAGUUGCUUCCAAAGAAUUUGCCAACGCUGAGGAGAACCGUAGAAAAUAUUAAAGAUCCUCUCUAUAGAUACUUUGAGAGAGAAGUCAAUAGCGGUGCUAAGUUGUUGCAAGAUGUGAUCCAUGACUUGGAGGACGUUGUUCUGAUUUGUCAGGCCAAGAAGAAACAGACCAAUUAUCACAGAACCAUGUUAUCGGAAUUAGUAAAGGGCAUUCUACCUGGCGGAUGGAGACGGUACACGGUGCCGAGAGGCUGUACGGUUAUACAAUGGAUAACGGAUUUCAGUCACAGAGUUUCACAGUUGCAAGAAGUUUCACGAUUAGUGUCUCAAGGAGGAGCCAAAGAAAUUAAAAGUUUCCCCGUUUGGCUUGGCGGAUUGUUGAAUCCAGAAGCAUACAUUACCGCAACGAGGCAGUGUAUAGCACAAGCGAACAGUUGGUCUCUGGAAGAACUUCAGUUGGACGUGACUAUAGGGGACAGCGAUAACAUUGCAACAGAUGAUUGUUCGUUCGCUGUAACCGGUCUCAAAUUGCAAGGAGCGCAAUGCAAGGAGAAUCAAUUAUAUCUGACUUCAACGAUAAUGACCGAUCUACCAGUUACCAUGUUGAGGUGGAUACGAUCUACUACCGACGAUGUACGAAAGGGCAAACUGUCUUUGCCAGUUUACUUAAACAGCACCCGUACUGAAUUACUGUUCACCGUCGAUUUAAACAUUGCUCCUAGUCAAGAUCCUCAUAGUUUCUACGAGAGAGGAGUCGCUGUUCUUACAUCCACUGCUUUGAAUUAAAUACUAUUAAAAAGGAAAGUUAGAAUAUAAAAGUAUAUAACGAUAAAAGUAAUACAGGGAAUGGGCAAACGAUCUUCUCAGAAUUACCACUAUGAGUUCUUAUUAAUACUGUAACGUUUCUAAGAGAUAUUUAUUUACGCAUUUGUCCUUAAUUAAUUAUGAAACGAUAGGUAUUAUUAUAAAUCUUAUUUAACUAGCAUAGUAUUGCGUCCACACUAUAAUUUCAUAGUUGAUUAUUAACGAUAUCAUUAACCAGAAAUGUUUGCCCAUUUCUUUGAUCGUACUAAUAUAUAAAAACGUAAAAUAUACAAUGAAGAAUCAUUAUUUAACGUUACAAAAGAAAGUUCUCUUCUACACACUAUAUUAUAAACGUGCAACCCAUUUUAAAAUGGCAUAUUUUACUGGAUAAACAGCAUAAUCGAAAGAGAUGCGAGACAUCUGUUUCCGAGUCGAUGUUUGGAUAUAACGAGGUUGUAAUAUAUAUAUAGUUUAUUUAAUUUUGUAUACGUUGAAAAAACGAAUGAUCGCUUUCUGCAGCAAAGAUACUUUUGCGUUCGCUUAGUGUAAGCGCUAAAGUACUUCAGAAUUUAUAUUAUUUGAAUGGCAUCUAAUAAAAAAAUAAGAAAUAAAAGAUCUAUCACGCGGUUCAAAAAAAGGUAAAACGCUCUGUACUAUUCCUUUGUACUUUGUCUCAUUAGAUAACUGUAAACAUGUCUAUUUCUGUAAUUAAAUGCGAUAUCGAAUAUAAUAUUUAAAAUGUGAA
Molecule: messenger RNA, 14862 nt
Organism: Ceratina calcarata
Lineage: Eukaryota; Metazoa; Arthropoda; Insecta; Hymenoptera; Apidae
Gene: Dhc64C
Product: dynein heavy chain, cytoplasmic
Exons: 21
Coding region: 108-14099 (4663 amino acids)
Biological process (GO): microtubule-based movement
Cellular component (GO): axonemal dynein complex
Molecular function (GO): minus-end-directed microtubule motor activity; dynein light intermediate chain binding; ATP hydrolysis activity
Source: RefSeq, a predicted model, not a curated record